AUGCAAGCGGCUCAAGAACGACUGGCAGAUAUGAGAGUGGUACUGGUGUGUGCCCUCCUCUCCCUAUUCUCGCUGUCGCAUGCCUGUCCAAAGGAGUGUAACUGCAACAGCAACACCAAGGUGGUAGACUGCCGGGGUCGAGGCCUGUAUGACAUCCCCCGACGACUGCAUCCAGACACCCAAGAACUGUAUCUCCAAGAUAAUCGUAUCAGGGGCCUGGGAUCAAUGGCUUUCCGAGAAAUACCACUUGUCCGCAUUCUCGAUCUAUCUAAUAACUCCAUAACAUCUGUUUCACCGACUGCCCUGCUUGGUCUCAGAACUCUGCAGCAUCUCAGCCUGGCCUACAACAGCCUGAGAGAACUUGACAAGCGGUUGCUUGGGCCUAUCCGCUCGCUUUCACACCUUGACCUCUCACACAACAGCCUGUGGGGUUUCCCUGGAGCCAUAGGCGAUAGUUUGAGGAACCUCAGCCACCUGGGGCUAGCACACAACCGGCUAACCCGAUUGGACCGCUCCCUGUUGGAGGCCCUGACACAUCUGGACAGCCUCACACUACGUAGUAACCCCUGGAGGUGUGACUGCCAGCUCAUGGGCCUCAAACUCUGGCUGGAGACCUACCUCUUUAAAGGUGGAGUCGUGGAUGAGGUGCUUUGCUCCCAGCCAGAAGACAUGAAGGAUAAAGAUCUGCAGAAAGUACCUUACCAGCUCUUCCACACCUGCAUGACCACAAGCUACCAUUACCUGUUUGCUAACAUACACCACUUGGAGAAUGAGAGGCUACUGCGUGGCCACACCCAUGGCAACCAUGCUCAUCCCUCUAGCCACGCUAUCCAUGUCCCCAUGGCAAUGGGGGAGGGUUUCGGUGGUGGAGGAGGAGCAGGAGGCGGAGGAGGGGGUUUGCCAGAGUGUGAACCUAAGCAGAGGCACCGGCCUGUCAACUUGCGCCAUGCAAUUGCCACAGUAAUCAUCACUGGCGUAGUGUGUGGGAUUGUGUUUCUCAUGAUGCUGGUUGCAGCAGUGUACGGCUGCGCUUAUGCUGCUAUCAUGGCCAAAUAUCAGCGGGAGCUUAAGAAGAACGAGGAGUUGGCAGCAGCACAGAGGGCAGAUCAUGCCAAAGCAGAUGAGAAGGAACCGCUGGAGAAUGCUAUCGCCUAA
This is a messenger RNA of Cyclopterus lumpus (lumpfish), 1155 nucleotides long. RefSeq names its product leucine-rich repeat and transmembrane domain-containing protein 1 (gene lrtm1). The transcript is spliced from 4 exons. NCBI's taxonomy places the organism in Eukaryota, Metazoa, Chordata, Actinopteri, Perciformes, Cyclopteridae. The record is from RefSeq and is a predicted model, not a curated record. Gene Ontology annotation, molecular function: protein binding. Bases 1 to 1155 code for a protein of 384 amino acids.